This is a messenger RNA of Bactrocera neohumeralis, 1256 nucleotides long. Its product is annotated as probable RNA methyltransferase CG1239. Gene Ontology annotation, molecular function: O-methyltransferase activity; snRNA binding; RNA methyltransferase activity. Gene Ontology annotation, biological process: snRNA modification. Bases 42 to 1055 code for a protein of 337 amino acids. The transcript has 2 exons. Lineage: Eukaryota; Metazoa; Arthropoda; Insecta; Diptera; Tephritidae. The record is from RefSeq and is a predicted model, not a curated record.
GAAGUUGUUUGAAAACAUGUUUAUUUCAACAAAUUCUCUCAAUGGAUAUAAAUCAAGAAAUUAUACAAAUAAAAUAUGUUCCAACGCAAAAAAUAGCAGGCAAAAGGAAAGCCGAAAAUAGUGUCGAUGACAGUGAAAGUGGUGUCAAAAAAACAAAACUAUUGACUGCACAGGAUACUCCUCCAAAAGCUGCAAUUGAAGUUCCGGCUGGAAGCAGUAAUACGUUUACAAACGUAAAUAUCGGCACGGGAACUAAAAACACAGCUAUAAAAAUAAAUGUACAUCAAAGUCCUAAAAAACGAAUAGAGCUGCCUUCAGCGAUAAAUACAGAACAAAAGCAAGUAAAAGAAAAAUUUAUUUACGGCAACUAUAAUAAAUAUUAUGGGUACAGAAAUAAGGAUAGCAAAUACCAUGACAUACGUCUGGAAGUCUUUGCUACUCGCUCAGAUAUGUUUCAAAAUAAACAAGUGCUCGACAUUGGUUGUAACAGCGGACUAAUAACAAUGGAAGUGGCCAAGCUAUUUAAAAUCAAAAGCAUAGUUGGUUUAGACAUUGAUCGCUCCCUAAUCAACCAGGCUAACAAGAUGUUAUUGCGACAAAAGAAAAUGUUACCUAUUGAAAAUGAGGCACGUCGUCUACAUAAAUAUCCUUACAAUGUAAGCUUUGUACAUGGAAACUAUGUGUUACGAGAUGAUAUUUUACUAGAAAUUGAACACGAACAAUUUGAUAUAAUCCUAUGCAUGUCAAUAACUAAAUGGAUACAUUUAAACUUUGGAGAUGCUGGAUUAAAGCAGGCUUUUCGGCGUAUGUUUCUACAAUUGCGUAGUGGUGGUAAACUUAUAUUAGAAGCGCAGCCCUACGACAACUAUGGACGUCGGAAGAAAAUGACUGAGACGAUAUAUACUAAUUUUAAAGCUAUGCAGUUUUUUCCCAAACAUUUCAACGAUUUUCUGCUUUCAGCGGAUGUGGGUUUUGAAAGUUUUGAACUAAUGGGUGUACCUGAAAACUGCAUAAAGGGCUUCAAGCGACCAAUACAGAUAUUUCACAAAACAUAAUGCCACAACGACUGUGAUAAAACUAACACACUAAGAUAUUUUUAGUUUCGAUUUUAUCGACCUUCAGCAUGUACGAACAUAACUGUAUAUUUAAGAAGAAAAUGUGGUACAAAUAUUUCAAUAAUUUAUAAUUUGAAAGUUAAAGCGCAUAAAAAUUACCAAAAUAUAUUUUAAACAACAAUGAUGAUAUCAUCAUUCUGA